AUGUCUCCAUUUAUCAACGAAGCAGCGUGGAUUGCCUCCGCGAAAUCGAAGCCUCUGCAGAUUGGGCCUGCACCGACACCAAUUCCACAAGAAAAUGAAAUUGUCAUCAAAGUCGCAUACGCGGCUGUCAAUCCAGUAGACUGGAAGCUGCAAGAAGAAGCCAUUUUCGAGCUGAAGUAUCCCUUCAUCCUUGGAACUGAUGUCGCGGGAACCAUUGUUCAACUGGGCUCCGGCGUUACUCGAUUUAAACUCGGACAAAGAGUUAUUGGUCAUUGUGAUGGUUUUGUGUCUGGAAAGGCAUCCAACUCUGCAUUCCAACUAUACACUACUUGUCGCGAAAUCUUAGUUGCAGCGGUACCGGAUUCUCUGCCAUUGGCUAAUGCCGUCGUCCUCCCAAUCUCUAUAAGCACGGCUUCCAGUGCGCUUUUCGUCCAGCUCAAGGCGCCUCUUCCCACGCUGAACCCCCAGUUGACAGGAAAGAAAAUUCUUGUAUGGGGAGGCAGCUCCUCUGUCGGGACUUCCGCCAUUCAACUUGCGCGCGCUGCGGGUCUUGAAGUUAUCACCACCGCUAGCAGUGCUAACCAUGCUCAGGUCAAGGAACUCGGGGCAACCGAAGUUUUUGACCACAAAGAUCCCGAUACUGUUGAUAGGAUCUCCAAUCUUCUAAGACCAGGUGAUUUGGUCAUCGACUGUAUUAGCGGCGAGGACACUCAGGUCAAAUGUGGAGAGAUUUUGUCGCGAAUUGGCGGUGGCAAACUACCAGUCUUGAAUUCUCCCAACGGAUCGGUCUUUGAAAAUGUGGAACGAGUAUUUGUGAACGGUCUAGCCCCUGGAUUCACGAAUCCCGAGGUCGGGGACGCAGUUUGGCGCCAAUACAUCCCGUCAGCUUUCGCGAAGGGAAUAUUCCAGGCAAAACCAGAUCCUGUCAUUAUAAAUGGAGGUCUUGGUAAAGUGCAGGAAGGUAUAGAUCUUCUCAAGAGGGGUGUCUCGGCGAAAAAGGUGGUUGUUGAGAUUGCACCGGAAUAG
Messenger RNA from Penicillium manginii, 1026 nucleotides. RefSeq names its product zinc-binding alcohol dehydrogenase family protein. Lineage: Eukaryota; Fungi; Ascomycota; Eurotiomycetes; Eurotiales; Aspergillaceae. Gene Ontology annotation, molecular function: oxidoreductase activity, acting on NAD(P)H. The record is from RefSeq and is a predicted model, not a curated record. Bases 1 to 1026 code for a protein of 341 amino acids. The transcript is spliced from 4 exons.